UGGGAGGCGCGGUUGGCGGCCGGUCUCAAUCCUGCGCUGUCUGUGGUGAGAAGAAAACCAGACACACUAUGGACAGGGAAUGUUCCCAGCUCCUACCGUCUGUUUGUGCAGUUCUAGCAGACUCAAGGCAACUUGUUGCAGAUGACACCUUUCUAGAGAAAUUUCUGGACUGGUUUAAGACUCUGACUGAAACAGAAUCUAGCCUGCUGCUGUUACAGGAGAAUCCAUGCUUGACAGAGCUCAUCACGUGCGUGCUGAAACUGAAGGAUCCAAGUUCUAGCACUCUUUCCUUUAUUCUGAGAUUAACAGGGAUAUUUGCAGCCUCUGAAAGCUGCUUCCAGUAUUUACAGCAGAGGGAGCUGUUGAUCAGUCUCUUUGGAGAGGUGGGGCCUCUCAGCAGUGCUCUGUGGGAAGAGGCAUCUGUGCGAAGCGGCUGGGUCCAGGGGGUGCACAGCAUGGUGCAGCACCAGAGCGCCCUCCAUUUUUUGUGCAACUGUGGAGCCAUAGAUGUGAUCUUCACUCUGCAGGGAGACCCCAGCCUGUUUGUGGCUUCAGCUGCCAAUCAGCUUUUAGUGCACAUGCUCACCUUCUCUCUACAGUCAUUCCAGACUAAACCUGUAAAUAUAAAGGACUGUGAUUGGCCAAUAUGUGCUCAAAAGCUUAUAGUGCACAUUGAAGAGUCCCUUAAUUCCAACUCUGCCUCUCGUAUCAAGCAAUCCUUGAAGCUGCUAACCAGUGUGUUUGCAUGCUGUCAUGAUCUGUGGACUGAAGUACUUUGGUCACGGCUAUCAGAGCCAAUUGUAUAUCUUUUGGACGAGGAGCCAGUCCACACCGGGCACUUACUGGUGGACCUUUUCCUGAGCAUGGCAAGGUCUCCUGUGUUUAGCUGCCCUGAAUGUAGCCUGUGGACAUCAGUAACAUGUGCUCUGGAGCACUUAAACCCAGCUCAAGUUGGUUGUUUGGCAGUGGGAGUACUGAAACUUCAGGAAUGCCCACAGGCAGUAAGGAUACAAGCUCUGAAUGUUCUGCUUCAACCAAUGGACUGUGUUCUGAAAGCAGCCUCCCAACCCUUGGAAUACCCAGGUUUGCUGAAUAGGUCUGUGAAUGAUUCUGCCACUGUUGAAACUCUUCUGUCCUGCAGAUCCUCUUGUGCUAGCCUCCUGUGUCAGACGUUGGCUCAUCUGGAGGAGCUGCAGUACCUGACCUGCUUGCCAGUGGAUUUGCCCCAUAUACCUUUGCUACAGUCUGUAGUGACAAUAUUGCAAUUCUGUAUUGGCCUUGCGACUCCAGCAUCCUGUCUGGGAAAAAAGAUCAGUAGAAUCCUGAUUGGUUGCUUCAGAGUUCAGCGGUCAGCACUUGACAUCCUGGGCGUGCUGUCUCACUGGGAAAGUCACAGUGUAUUCAUGGGAAGUGUAUUUGACAUCCUCCUUGCAUACCUGAAGAGUCCAGAUACCAGUCCUACCGUUCUGAAGAAGUCAUUUCAAGCAACACUCAAAUGGCUGGUGAGUUUGUCAGAGGCCCCCAGCUCCAAGGAUCACUGGCAACAGACUGAGGAGUUUCUCCGAGAUCUGUUUCUCGUGCUGCAGAAGCGUUUGUGCAGCCCUUACUGGGAAGUACGGGACUCUGCCCUGGAAUUUCUCACCCUUCUGGUUAAGCAUCUGAGAGAGAAGGAGGGGUUCAGGCAAGUUCUCUUCUCUUCGGAGGUGCCCAAGCUCACAGAGGAUCUUCUUGAGGACCCAGAGAGUUAUGUGCGAGCAAGUGCUGUGACAGCCAUGGGACAACUGUCCUUCCUCACCCAUCUCAUCUCAAAGAAGCCUGGCCUAGAAAAUGGAAAUCUUAAAGAGAAAAGCAUUGUAGCACAGCUUAAAGAAAUCUUAUCAACAGACUCAGAGGGCUUCCCUAGAAGAGCUGUGAUCAGUGUCUUCAGUGACUGGCUGAGAGAAGGCCACCCAGAUGUACUGACAGACACUGAGCCGUUUGUCUCCAGCGUGCUCCAAGCUGUGAACAGUGACUUUGACUGGGAAGUUAAAGCUGGUGGUUUGGAACUGGCUGAAGUUUUCUCUGCCCAGACACUUGGACGGCUUGGCCUUGCUGCAUGCCCAUAUGCUGCUGUUUUAUCCUCUGCCACCCGCUCCACUCAGAUGAGUGAGUCUCUGCAGAUAUUCUGCCGGGUGAAACUGUUUGAGUUCCUCUUUGGUGCUUUGUGUGACUGUGACAGGCCAGUGGCUCAGAAAGCCUGCGAUAUCCUCAUUGCCUUGAAAGCUGAGCUGUGUGAUGAGAGCAGGCUGAAGGAAGGAACAAGUGCAGGCUUGUCUACAGAAGCAUGUGGUAUUACUUGGUUAGAAGAGACUCUGAGGAGAUGGAGUUCCUGUGCCAAGCCCUGUCCCAGAGGUGAUGCUGAUGAGGCUGGAUCCCAAGACCCAAACGGUGUGCUGCUGGUUUUGAGAACAGUGGACUUAGAAGGGCUGCACAGGUCUCUGAACAGAAGUAGUGACCACAUUGAGAAGAGCCCUCAAUCCCUCUUGCAGGACAUCCUGGCCACUGUGGGGACCUUGGAGGAGAAUGAAGCUGACUGCUAUUAGUCAGUGGCAGUUUCUUGCUCAGAGAGGAAGCCAUUCCAAACCAAUAUCUGGCUGCAGGAGAAGUUACUUGCUACCCAAGAGUAGAAACCAGGCCUUGCAAAAGGGGAAACUGUGAAAGAAAGGCCCAGGAGGAGGACUCUGUCUUGGACUGGUCUGAACAGUGAGGAUGACAACUUGGUUGGCUAUCAAACGGGUUAGACAGUUAUUAGUGGCAUGUUGUCCUUGCUAGCUGUAGCCCAGAAUGCAAGGAAUUUAAAUGAGAGAGUAUUUAAGAGGUACAGCCACGGAACUAUAAUACAAUGUAUUUUAACAAGUCAUUGUUAAAUACAGGGUCUGUAUGAAUUCAGACUCUGUAGUCACUGCCCAAAGCUUUUUUUUUUUAAGUCCAAAAAAGUAUCUGUUUCAUUUUAAUAUACCCUCACGUAAAGCCACAGAAAAGUACCGCUCCCCCCCCCCCAAAGUUUUAAAACUGAUUUAAAGUGCUGGUGUAAACAAGGUAAAAAAAUCUAUACACCCUCUUUUACAGCCUGGUUGGUUAUACUUGCUGAAAGCUGGUUCAAGUAGACUGGUUUUAAAAGGGAUCUAUCCAUUUUUGCUUUGUCUACACUACCACUCUAAAAUCAGAGUUCCUGCUAUAGUGAAGGGCCUAGAGGCAGAGGAGAACAUUUAGGAAAGAGUCACAACAUCGGUGUUUUGAAUGUUUCCUGUAACUGUGGCAGGAGAUCAAUUAAAAAUUACAGUGGCAAAAA
Messenger RNA from Gopherus flavomarginatus (Mexican gopher tortoise), 3331 nucleotides. RefSeq names its product BRCA1 associated ATM activator 1 (gene BRAT1). Gene Ontology annotation, biological process: positive regulation of protein phosphorylation; DNA damage response; cell population proliferation. Gene Ontology annotation, cellular component: nucleus. The transcript is spliced from 14 exons. NCBI's taxonomy places the organism in Eukaryota, Metazoa, Chordata, Testudines, Testudinidae. The coding region runs from base 69 to 2582 and encodes 837 amino acids. The record is from RefSeq and is a predicted model, not a curated record.